Molecule: messenger RNA, 2003 nt
Organism: Sitophilus oryzae (rice weevil)
Lineage: Eukaryota; Metazoa; Arthropoda; Insecta; Coleoptera; Curculionidae
Product: UDP-glucuronosyltransferase 2A3-like
Exons: 6
Coding region: 38-1612 (524 amino acids)
Molecular function (GO): UDP-glycosyltransferase activity
Source: RefSeq, a predicted model, not a curated record
ACCUGAGUUUUUAAUCAGUUACAGUUAACGAACUAACAUGCCGUCGACAAGGUGUGUGAUAAUCAUUUUUCUAGUUCAUUUGUACAGUGUCUCGUAUGGAGCGGAUAUUCUGGCGAUAUUGCCAACCCCAUCCUACAGCCACCAAAUACCAUUUAGGCCCCUAUGGAAGGCUUUGGCUGCCAGAGGGCAUAACAUAACCCUUGUUACUAGUGAUCCAGAAAGGAAUGCCAGUAUUAAGAAUAUCAAAGAGAUCGAUAUUAGUUACGGAUAUGAGUAUAUAGAUAAAUAUAAGUGUAUAGAAUUGGCUUGCAACGAUUCAGUGAGCCUCAUCGAUGUGGGUAGAGCAAUAAGAUUGGCGACUGCCGACAUAAACGAGAGAUUUUUGAAAAGUCCAGAAGGACAAAACUUAAUCCAUAACAAAGACAAUCACUUCGAUUUGCUCAUAGUAGAAGCUUUGCUGAUCGACAUGAUGGCGUUCAGCUGGAAGUAUAAAAUUCCUUUUAUAGGUGUAAGUUCUCUGGACUGUUCCACUCAAUUUCAUGACAGCGCUGGCAAUCCUACUCAUCCCGUAGUCAACCCAGAUCCAAACUUGGAAAUACAGGACCUGAAUGACAUGUCAUUUGGGGAGAGAUUAGCCUCCUUUCUCUUCUCGGCAACCUAUAAGCUUCUAGUCUACUAUUUGACGUACCGGAAAGAAUAUGCGAUGUUGCAAAAGUAUUUCGGAGAUGAUCUACCUCGACUGUUCGAUAUACAAAAUGAAAUAAGUAUGUUGUUUGUGGCUACGAAUCCUGUCUUUCAUAACGUAAGGGCAUUGAUGCCGAAUACGAUAACCAUAGGGAAUGGUAUGCAUAUAUCUUCACCAAAACCUUUACCAAAGGAUAUAGAAGAAUGGCUGAACAGCUCCAAAGAAGACGUUGUAUAUUUCAGUCUUGGUAGUAACAUCAAAGGCAGUAUUCUGAAUGAUAGUACCAAAGCUGAAUUAACAAAAGCUUUUUCAAGCCUUCCCUAUAAGGUUCUUUGGAAGAUCGACCACCAGGUGAACGAUUUGCCAGAAAACGUUCUUAUAAAAAAAUGGUUACCUCAACAAGAUAUUCUGAGGCAUCCAAAAGUGAAGGUGUUUAUAACACAGGGUGGUCUCCAAUCGAUGCAAGAAUCUAUUUAUUUCGACAAACCUAUGAUAGGGAUUCCGUUUUUCGGUGACCAACAUAUGAAUGUAAAACGGAUGACGCAUUUGGGAUAUGGCGUUAAAGUGCACAAAAACAAUAUCACCAGGGAGUCAAUUAGUGAAGCGGUUAUUGAAGUUAUCACAAAUCCUAUAUAUCGCGAAAAAGCCGAAAUCUAUGGAAACAUAUUCCGAGAUACCGAUAUACCGAACGUUGACAAGGCAGUGUGGUGGACAGAAUACACGUUAAGACACAACGGAACGAGGCAGUUUAGGAAUCCGGCCCUGGAUAUGCCGUUUUGGAAAUAUUGGAUGCUCGACGUCCUCGGCAUUGUAUUCGGUGUUUUAUUUAUUUUCAGUUAUCUAAGUCUGAAAUUUGUAAAAUUAAUACUAAGAAGAAUUUUUAGGCGAAAUGGUAAACAAAUUGACAAAAGUAAAAAAUGGAAUUAGACAGAAGUAAUUGUUAAACGGCCUCUACGCUACUCUCGAAUAAGCUGAAGUAAAUAAUCAAGGUUGAAAAGCGAAAAGAGUUGUUUAGUGUUUCGUCGUCUAAUUUGCCUCGUCUCGGCUUUUUUUGAUUAGACCAGGAAACACAAAAUAUACCUCUUCGAUAUUCGACUUGACCUACUUCGGCUUACUUCGGGAGUAGUGGUUUGGCCGUUUUAGGAAAUAAAAUCAAUUAUUAUUUAACUUUGUUUUAAAAUAAGAAAAUAUUAUUUUUAAAUUUAAUUAUUUUUUUACAAAUUUAACUUAUUAUUUUACAUAAAAUUGAAACAUAAACAUCAUUCAUCGUCGAAAAUCAUGUACCUAGAUAUAUGAAAUAAAAUCUCUCUAAACAAUA